CCAUGAAGCUCUGCAGUAAUCUCAUCCACUGCCAUAUUUGUUUUGUCAACUGCACUGCUGAGACAGACUUUUUGGCUGCAUGUCAAAAUUUGGGAGUUUUUGAGAACUAGUAUAAAAGAGUGGGAAACUGUUUGUGAGGAAAAUUUGUGUGUGUGUUUUUCUUUGCCAAUAUCAUGGAAAUUCAUAUGUAUGCUAGACACACAGCUAUUCUGUGUAUACUUUCCUUUGUUAUCUCUUGGGCAGAUGUAAACGCGCUACGACACAGAUCCAAUGAAGCUGUAUACAGGAAGAGAAGAGAGGUUAUAAUUGAUCCUGAUGUAAAGGAGACGUUAGAGCAGUUAAAACAAGACACUAAGCUGCUAGAGAGUGCUCUCAUAAAUCACAGAAAUAGUUUGGAACAGCUUGAAGAUAACAUUGCAGAAAUGAAAGCAGCCUUGAACAAGCAGGAUAAUAACACAAGGGCGUUGCAGGAGAAAACAACUUCCAUAUUGGACUUUCAAAAAGAAUUUGAAGUGGUAGUAUCUGGCUUCAGGAGUGAACUAGCAGAUUUGAAGCAUGAACUGGUCGAGGACAGAAAUGCUGUGGAACAAAAAUUUAUGGCCCCACUGGAAACACUGAACCAGACGGUACAGCAUCUAACACACAAGGCAUAUGAAGACCUUUUGCAUCAAAUUGCAGAACUGAAGGCAGAACAACGACGACAAGCAUCUGUGGCUUUUGAGGCCUUUGAGCACACACAGAGCAUGAAGGAGGCCUUGCAGGAAAUGUUGCAGUUUAAAGAACAAUACAUUUCAAAGGCUGACCAGCGAGAGAAAAGAGCAAUAAGCAACAAAUGCUCUCUUAACGUCCGCCAGAAACCUGAAGAUGGCCGUAUUGAUGUGCUCAUGGUGAUGGAUCCACCAAAUACUGAAUCUUCUGCAUGUAAUUAGUGGUACUUUCAUAGCAAGCAUUGUGUACAUUGUGAGGCAGUGUAGAUAACUGUUAACAUCUUAUCACACUACUGUUUAUUUGUGUUAGUUUCUCUUGAUCUGACUACAUGUAACAUUUUUUUCAAAAAUUAAGGUAAUAUUGCAGACCAGAAUAAAAGCUUAUAUUGUUGUGUAAUAAAUAAGUUUGAUUUUUCUGUAAAUAAAGUCCAUGAAAGAA
Schistocerca piceifrons (Central American locust) is the source of this 1146-nucleotide messenger RNA. RefSeq lists its product as uncharacterized. Lineage: Eukaryota; Metazoa; Arthropoda; Insecta; Orthoptera; Acrididae. The record is from RefSeq and is a predicted model, not a curated record. Bases 174 to 929 code for a protein of 251 amino acids. The transcript has 6 exons.